AUCAAAACCCUACUUCCUCUUAAACCCUCUUCUAUACCAUUUCUUCGUCUGGCGUUGUAGCCGUUCACAGCCUAGCCUCUGCUCUAGAAGAUGGCUCCUCCCAGAGGUGGUGGGUUCAGGGGUGGUAGGGGUGACAGAGGUAGAGGAAGGGGCGGUGGUGGAGGAAGAGGAGGAGACAGGGGCACGCCGUUCAAAGCUAGAGGCGGUGGCCGUGGAGGAGGCAGAGGCGGCGGUGGCCGUGGAGGAGGCAGGGGCGGCGGCCGAGGUGGAAUGAAGGGAGGUAGCAAGGUUGUGGUGCAGCCUCAUAGACAUGAUGGUAUUUUCAUUGCCAAGGGUAAAGAAGACGCUCUUGUUACCAAGAAUCUUGUUCCUGGUGAAGCUGUUUACAAUGAAAAAAGGAUUACCGUUCAGAACGAAGACGGUUCCAAAGAUGAGUACAGAGUUUGGAAUCCUUUCCGCUCGAAGUUGGCUGCUGCCAUCCUUGGUGGAGUUGACAACAUUUGGAUUAAACCUGGAGCCAGAGUCCUUUACCUAGGAGCUGCUUCUGGGACCACUGUUUCUCAUGUGUCGGAUGUGGUUGGGCCUACUGGAGUUGUCUAUGCAGUAGAGUUUUCCCAUAGAAGCGGACGUGACUUGGUCAAUAUGGCAAAGAAGCGAACUAAUGUUAUACCCAUUAUUGAAGAUGCUAGACAUCCAGCUAAGUACAGGAUGUUGGUUGGAAUGGUUGAUGUCAUAUUUUCUGAUGUUGCUCAGCCUGAUCAGGCAAGGAUUUUGGGGCUGAAUGCUUCAUAUUAUCUAAAAGCAGGGGGUCAUUUUGUUAUUUCAAUCAAGGCUAACUGCAUAGACUCCACAGUCCCGGCUGAGGCAGUGUUUGAAAGCGAAGUGAACAAGUUAAAGGCUGAUCAAUUCAAACCAUUCGAGCAAGUCACCCUUGAACCAUUUGAGAGGGACCAUGCGUGCGUUGUUGGCGGAUACAGAAUGCCCAAGAAGAAAAAAGAUGCUGCUGAGUAGAUUGCUUUCCAGUAGCCAGUAGGCGUGUAACAAUGUUUUCAUUUCAUGAGAUUUGUGUUAAAUUUUGUUUUGAAACUUUAGUUAUCAAACGUAGUUCUGUUUUGAUAGUUUGAUCGUUUGAAUGCCCUAGAGGAAAAAAGAUACUUCUGAGUAUAUUACUUUCCAAUAGCCUGUAGGUGUUUACCAAUGUCAUUUCAUGAGUUCUAUUUAUGUUCAUCAUCACUAUAUAAUGAUUGAUGGCAUUGGCUUGAAUUUGUAUUAAUUUUGAAAAAUUUAAUUGCACCUUUUGUAUUUGAAAAA
Molecule: messenger RNA, 1311 nt
Organism: Glycine soja
Lineage: Eukaryota; Viridiplantae; Streptophyta; Magnoliopsida; Fabales; Fabaceae
Product: mediator of RNA polymerase II transcription subunit 36a-like
Exons: 7
Coding region: 91-1011 (306 amino acids)
Biological process (GO): rRNA methylation; box C/D sno(s)RNA 3'-end processing
Cellular component (GO): small-subunit processome; box C/D methylation guide snoRNP complex; nucleolus
Molecular function (GO): rRNA methyltransferase activity; RNA binding; histone H2AQ104 methyltransferase activity
Source: RefSeq, a predicted model, not a curated record